CGCUCACACUCAGCCUCACAGGUUGCUGUACGUGCGCGUAACCGGCUGUGCGUGCGCGCUCCGGACCCGGAAGGAAGCUGCGGUGGCGGCUGAGAGUCAGCUGGAUGGGGAGGGGGAAGGCUGCUUGCUGGUAGCAGUGUAGGCUCGCAACUACGGAGGCCAUGAGCUCCACUUUGCCGGUUUCCCGCGGGAGGGAUGUUUUGUCCGUUCUGGGCCCUUCUGUGUCCGUGCCUCCGGGGGUCGGAAUGGUGCCGGGGCCUGGAGCCCGCUCAUUGCAUGUGGAGCUUCACACACAGCAGAGGCGCCUCCGUCACUUAAGGAAUAUUGCAGCUCGGAACAUUGUGAAUAAAAAUGGAUAUCGACUCCUCGACACUUACUUUACCCUUCAUUUGUGCGAUGAGAAAAAGAUUUACAGAGAAUUCUAUAAGAGCGAAGUAGUAAAAGACUCUCUGAAUCCAACAUGGCGGAGCCUUGAUUUUGGGCUGAUGCCAGACCGCUUGGACACAUCCGUAUCGUGCUUUGUGGUGAGGAUAUGGGGUGGGAAAAAUGACGUCUGCCGGCUGCUGAUAGAAUGGAAAGUGAAUCUGGAUGGGCUGAAGUACAUCGGCCCGCAGAUCCAUGCCUGUAACCCAAACGAAAUCAUUUUUGGCCUUAACGAUGGGUAUUAUGGGGCAGCGUUUGAGAGCAAGAAUCAUUCUGAGUUACAGAGGAACAGCCAUCUCCAAGUGGAUCAGAGCGCAGUUCGAAAUUCCUAUGGUGUCUUCUCUUUGCUAAGACUCCACCGGGCUCAGUGUGCAAUCAAGCAGACGCAAGUGACCGUUCUAAAAAUUGGAAAAGAGAUCGAAGAAAAACUCCGACUGACCUCUUCUUGCAAUGAACUGAAAAAAGAGAGUGAAUGUUUACGCCUCAAAAUACUGGUGCUUCAAGAUGAACUGGAGAGGCAGAAGAAAUCCUUGGGACGGGAGAUGGAAAUUCUGCAGAAGGAGCAGAGGUUACUAAAUGACAGACGCAAUGUGUUUAAUGUUGAUCGCGAGAAGCUGCAGAAACAGAAUGAAACACUCGGCGAGUUAAGGAAAGAAUGCACUGCGAAACGGGAGCAGUUUUUAAAGACCAACGCUCAACUUACGAUUCGCUGCCGGCAGUUGCUGUCUGAGCUCUCGUAUAUUUAUCCGGUUGAGGCACCCGACCAAAAAGAUUAUUUCAUAUGUGGUGUGAAGCUGCCGAAUUCCGAGGAUUUUCAAGCAAAGGAUGAUGGGAGUGUGGCUGUAGCAUUGGGCUACACAGCCCAUUUGGUCUCCAUGAUUUCCUUCUUCCUCCAGGUACCUCUACGUUAUCCCAUUCUCCACAAGGGCUCCAGGUCUGCCAUCAAGGACAACAUCAAUGACAAGCUGACGGAGAAGGAAAGAGAGUUUCCUUUGUAUCCGAAAGGUGGAGAAAAGCUUCAGUUUGACUAUGGAGUCUAUCUCCUCAACAAAAAUAUUGCCCAGUUAAGAUAUCAGUAUUCGCUGGGCACCCCCGAUUUACGCCAGACUCUUCCAAACCUAAAGACCUUCCUGGAACAUGGCUUGAUGGUUAGAUGUGACCGGCAUCAUAUGUCAAGUGCUAUCCCUGUUCCAAGAAGACCCACAAGCUCUACUUUUGUAAGUCAAGAUGUUGGGUUUUCCAGUAGGACUCCCACCCCUGACAAAGGACUGAGAAAACGAGCCAGCUCUGAGAACGAGAACACCCAGUAUAAAACACCACCCCCUAGCUACAAAGCCGCCUUGGCAGAACCCAUUGCCAUUUUAGUUCCAGCAAAGGAACCCGAAAAAAGACCCGUAGCCUCAUCUCUGGAUGCAAGUGUAAACAUUUCAAAGGAAGCAAGCAGCAAGGAGAGCCUUAAUAGCGAUGGUAUAACCAAUGGCAGUAAUGACCAAACCCAAGCCAAGCCUUUCUCCGAAACCUCUAGUGCAAUGAACGGAACUUUACUGCAAGGCGAAUCUGUUGCCUUUGUCAGCGGGGAGAUUCCCUGCAAUUCCCAAAGCAACGACUUGCGUUGCACCGUGGAACAGGCGGAGGAGAUAGUUGGCACAGAAGCAGCAGACUUUGCUACAGGAGACCAGCUGGAAGCGUUUAACUGCAUACCCGUGGACCACGCCGUGGCGGUGGAAUGCGAUGACCACGUUUUGGGGGAAUUCGAAGAGUUCUCCCGGAGAAUUUAUGCACUGAACGAAAACAUGUCCAGCUUCCGCAGACCAAGGAAAGGUUCUGAGAAAUAAAGCUUUAAGAAGCUUUGCUACCAACUCAACCAAUCGUUUGUAUUUAUUUAAACAAAUACUGACCAUGUUCAAGGCUAUUUUUUUGGGGGGGUGGUAAAGAAUUUAAGAACAUGGACUUAAAUAUACAGACUAAACGAAUACAGACUUAUUUUUACUGUAAAAACGCAGAUUUUUGCAGCGUCGUUUACGCUUCCAUCUCCGCUGUUUCUUUUGUUGCGAAUUUCUUCCUGCAUGCCUUGUCUAACAUGUCGCAUAUUUCAGUUUGAAGGAUCCAAAUCAUUUUCGGCUGAACAGAUCCAUAGCAUAGCAAAGUAGUAUGUUAGACGUCAAGCCGAUCAUUUUGUCAGUUUACCCUGAACAGUGUAAAAUACAUGUUGAGAAAAGAAACUCACGUGCGAUCUUCUUGACAUUUGAGUUGAAGAAUCUUUUUUUUUUUUGUUUUUUUUGUUUUUUUUGUUUUUGGUUUUGUUUUUAAAACCUAAACUGAGGUAAAAACAAAAUGGCGCCCCUUUGUUGUCUCUUCACAAACCGUUCAUCGUAACUAGUUUACUGGCCACAUAACGGUUUCAUUGGUUUCCCAUUUCUGUGAUAUCUUCAUAUCUUCAUCGCAUCCAGUUCGAGGGAAAGCUGUCCAUACAUGAAAGCAGUCACGACCAUCAAGACCGUCGCCUUACAGAGAUUGGCCAUUAGACAGCCAAUGUGCAGGAAAGACAGCAGGCUAGGGUUUGUAUUGUACUAUUAUUAUUGCAAGGUUGGCACUUUGUCAUUCAAAAAAGGGGUCAAGUCCGACAUUUUCAAACCCACUGGUAACGGACCAGCGUCCUUGGCAUAAUAAUAUCUAUCCAGAUCUAUCUUGACGUUUCAGAAAUAUCUGACUUUUCAAAUAAAGGGCAGGGUUGGACUGGGCCCCCCAAGGUACGCGUCCCCUGUUAAGGGCCCCCGCCGGACGUCCUCCCCUGAAUGCACGUUUGUAAACGCAUCAGGGGAGGACAUCGGCAGAAAGGGAAGCGUCAACAGGGUCGGCUCUGUGCCGCUGGGGCCCACAAGGGCCGGGACCCACCGGGUAUUUUCCCGGUGUCCCGGCGGCCCAGCCCGACCCUGAUAAAGGGUAGUGGGGGCCCACCGGGUAUUUUCCCGGUGUCCCGGCGGCCCAGUCCAACCCUGAUAAAGGGUAGUGGUGGAAGGCGUUGCUCCCGAUAAAAUCUGAAAUUCUCUGAAAUAACAGCAAGUGGCAUCCAAUGGCAGUGUCUGCCAUUUUGACAUUGAUAAUUAAGAAGAGGCUAUUAUUUUAACGUAUAUGAAGGGAGCUGCAACUUCAUAAAACAGGGGCAAAGGCCCAGCAUCUGCUUCUUUAUUAGUGCCCCCAAUUGGCACCAGUUUUACCUUCAUAAAGGUAAAAAAAAAUAAAAACCGCUUUCAUUGAGCGGGGCAGACUUACAGAUUAUUGCAAAAUGGAACUUUUUAAUGCAGAAAAUGUUUAAUUAGCCACUUGCUAAGAGGCUGUUUGGAACAUAAACAGUAUUAAUUUGUACAUUGCAUUGCUAUUUAUAUUAACCACAUGUUAAAUGCUGCUUUUAUUCAGGAAAGGAAAAGGUUAUGUAACACCUUGUCUGUGCUCCAUUACUCUUAAUGUGCAUAUUACGUUUUAGGAACGCACAUUUCACAACUCUCCGAUAUAUAUAUUUCUUCUGUUCUGUAUUUUAACAAGACACUGCUGAAGAGAGAUGGGUAGGACAAACCGUAUCCCAACAUUUACAUCAUGUGAUCAAGGGCCCGCGGGCCAGAACCAACAGGGUCUCUGUGCACAGAUCAGACCUGACCCAUACAGUACUACCCGCCAUGUCCUAAAUUAAAUAUUAAAACCACGGGGUUCCCUUCCGUGCAUGUCACUUUGUUUCCGAGCCCUUCUGAUCAAUCCUGUACUCAUUAAAAAUCAUCAAUUGUAUUUGAUUUCUUCAAUAAAAAUCUCAGGUUCCAUUCAACCAAA
This is a messenger RNA of Xenopus tropicalis (tropical clawed frog), 4245 nucleotides long. RefSeq names its product UV radiation resistance associated (gene uvrag). The transcript has 15 exons. Lineage: Eukaryota; Metazoa; Chordata; Amphibia; Anura; Pipidae. Gene Ontology annotation, cellular component: early endosome; lysosome; cytoplasmic vesicle. Gene Ontology annotation, biological process: autophagy; DNA repair; protein-containing complex organization. The record is from RefSeq and is a predicted model, not a curated record. The coding region runs from base 162 to 2258 and encodes 698 amino acids.